CUCCGUCACAACAGAUGGAUGUCUCGCGCUCUCCUCCUCCCUCCAACAGCUACUGGAUGCACGCGCCCCACUGAUUGUCUCCAACGGCCGGGACAGCGAGCGAGUUGACCGUUGGAGUUGACCGUUAACGGACGGUUGAACCGCAGCGACGGGAAGAAGAGGGAGGAACCAGGAGAACCAGGAGAACCAGGAGAACCAGGAGAGCCCGCGUCCCCGGGUUUGCUCCCCCUCUCUCUCUCGUGACUCAACGAGGUCAGUCUUUACUACGCUCCUCUCAUGCUUACUGAGAAUGGAUGACACACAGUACGGGGUUCAGAUUGGAGAGAACAAAUUCAUCAGCAAGAAGAGGGGGAGCUGAUCAUCGAGGGCUUGCUGAAUAUCUUCUGGGGCCUUCGGCGACCAAUCAGACUUCAGAUGCAGGAUGACCACGAGCGAAUCCGGCCGCCCCCCUCUUCUACGUCCUGGCACUCAGGUUGCAAUCUGGACAGUCAAGGAUCUCCCAACAGCACAGAUGGUCAGCAGGAGACACAGCAGAGCCCGCCCACAGUGGAAGUGACGCCACCUGACAACCAACUAGAGGACAACGGUGUGAUGGAGGAACAGGCAGACGAGGACAGUGACAGCUCCGCUCAGUCCUCAAGGACGAAGAGCGAUGCCGGGGUUCUUGAGACGAGGCCAGCGACGUCACCGAGCGACCAGAGGAAAAUUCGACGCCAUCGUUUCUCCAUCAACGGACACUUCUACAACCAUAAGCACCAGCAUGUUACUCCUGCUUACGGCUCAGUGAAUAAUGUUCGGAUCAAACAGCUGCAUGACAAUACACCUCAGGUGCUCCGAGUUCUCCUCAACAAGUUUAAAAUAGAGAGCAGCCCAGAUGACUUUGCCAUCUACCAGCGUGUGAAACUGAAGCGAAGUGACUACCCUCUGAUACUGAGAGUGAUGCAGGGUCCGUGUGAGCAGGUCUGCAAGAUUUUCCUCAUGGAAGAAGACCUGGGAGAGGAAGUCACAUAUGAUGUGGCGCAGUAUAUCAAGUUUGAAAUGCCUGUCCUGCAGAGUUUCAUCACCAAACUGAAGGAGGAAGAGGACCGAGAGGUGCAGAAACUCAGGAGAAGGUAUACUUACCUGCGGUGUAUAAUUGAGAAGCAGCUCAGUUGUCUUCCAGAGGGGGCGACGUGUAUGUGAUCAUCAAACUGUCAAAACGUCUCGCAGAGCGCCGCAUCCUCCACCCGGCUGGAAACAAGAAUCAUCUGACAAAAACCCAAUGUAUGUGUUCCAGCGAUUAGCCUGCUCCUCUGAAUUCCCGCCUCCGCAUAGGGUCUUUUUCAAAUCCGUCAACAUACAGACAAAACUUAAACAUGCUAGACUGUGUGCAUGUUAAAGUGUGACCAUCUCAGCAGUGGACUUUAAGUCUUAAUUCAGACCCAAUCACUGUAUCUCCCUCUGCUUUUCUUAACAUAUAUUUCUUUGUUAUCAGUACACACAGAAAGAUACUCCUCUACUCCUUUUAGUAUUUUUAACCUUUUUGCAGUGCAGUAAAAAUGAGACGUCCUGUCUUCUGUCUUACCCUCCAGAUUAAGAGCUAAUACCCCAAAUCAAUUUAAAGCACAAACGUCACAUAAUAUGGUUUUAGUAAAGUGCCUGUUAAAAGGUUAAAAGCACAAAGACACACCGGAAAAUUCUGGAGGGUUUUACUGGAAACUACCUAGAUACAUUUGAAUAACGGCAAAACACAGUUCCAGUCAAUGUGAAACCGUUGUGGUCUCAUCUUGUUGCAUAUCCCAUAAUGCAUCCCUGCCUUAUGUAAGACGGCAAGAAGAUUUCAACAUCAUUCCGCACACAACGCCUCCUGGUAGGGAUUGGAUAUCGGACCGGCUGUACAAUGCAACAGUUUGUGACGCGAAAGCACAAGAAAAGACUGUGAAUUACGCCGAUGAUCUUUUGAUGGAAGAAUGUUGUAAAUGUAUGAAUGAGCAUUUAAAAGCAGCACAGUUUGCCUCCACAUGUACAGCGCUUUGCAUACAUCUGCUAUUGUCCGUGUGCGUACGGCCCCGUCCGUUCAAUAUUUCUAACACGGUUGUUGAAAAGGUCAUCAGGAGCGUGUGCGUGAGAGUGUGCAUGUUGUAUUUUUAGUGACUCUAAAGACUUGCCUGCUUUUUGUAUCGUGUCUUUUACAAAAUAAUGAAGGAACCGUAGUCUUUGAGAUGUUAAGAACUCAUGCCACGACUUGGAAAAUGUGGGUUUUUUCUUACAAUGAUUGUUAUUUAAUAAAAAAACAAAAAAACGGUAUGUUGAGAAAAGAUUAA
Molecule: messenger RNA, 2303 nt
Organism: Morone saxatilis (striped sea-bass)
Lineage: Eukaryota; Metazoa; Chordata; Actinopteri; Moronidae
Gene: rassf2b
Product: Ras association domain family member 2b
Biological process (GO): regulation of non-canonical NF-kappaB signal transduction; positive regulation of protein kinase activity; positive regulation of JNK cascade
Cellular component (GO): cytoplasm; nucleus
Source: RefSeq, a predicted model, not a curated record